Molecule: messenger RNA, 1821 nt
Organism: Rotaria sp. Silwood1
Lineage: Eukaryota; Metazoa; Rotifera; Eurotatoria; Philodinida; Philodinidae
Source: the annotation of a GenBank genome assembly
AUGGAAAAAUAUAAAAUAAUCAAACAACUUGGUGAUGGUACAUAUGGAAGUGUUUUACUUGCUCAAGUUAAAGAUUCACCACAAGAAAAAGUUGCUAUUAAACGAAUGAAAAAGAAAUAUUAUUCAUGGCAAGAAUGUAUGGAUCUACGAGAAGUUAAAGCUUUACAAAAAAUUCGUCAUGCUAAUGUUAUUAAAUUAAAAGAAGUUAUAAGAGAAGAUAAUAAUUUAUAUAUGAUUUUUGAAUACAUGAAUGAAAAUCUUUAUGAAUUAAUGAAAAAACGAGACCGAUUAUUUCCAGAGACAAAUGUUCGUAAUGUUAUUUUUCAACUACUUCAAGGAUUAACUUAUAUGCAUAAACUUGGAUUCUUCCAUCGUGAUUUAAAACCUGAAAAUAUUUUGUGCAAAGGCGUUGAAUUAAUUAAAAUAGCUGAUUUUGGUCUUGCUCGUGAACUUCGUUCAAGACCACCUUAUACUGAUUAUGUAUCUACAAGAUGGUAUCGUGCUCCUGAGGUGCUACUUCGUUCUACUUCAUACACAUCUCCAAUUGAUAUAUGGGCAGUUGGUUGUAUCGCUGCUGAAUUAUAUACAUUAAGACCAUUAUUUCCUGGUAGUAGUGAAAUUGAUCAAAUGUUUAAAAUUUGUGCUGUUAUGGGAACGCCGAGUAGAGAUGAAUGGCCUGAAGGUUUUAUGCUAGCAGCUAAACUUUCAUUUCGUUGGCCACAAUGUGCUCGAACAGAUCUGAAAAAAAUUAUUCAUAGUUCAAAUAACGAUGGAAUUGAUCUUAUUGGAGCAACACUCAAUUGGGAACCUAAGCGACGGCCCAAUGCUACACAAUGUUUAAAACAUCCAUAUUUUAAAGUUAGCCAAGAUUCAUUGGGGUCAUCAAGCACAAAUGUUUCAGUCAUUAACGAAACAUCAUCAGCUCAAUCACGUGAUUCUAAACAAAUUUUUACAGAAGAUUGGCAAACAGAUGGAAAUAAAACUCCAGUUAGUUCAAGUGAUUUGAAUGAUUUAGAUGCAUUACUUAAAGAAUUUGAACAACCAAGUAAAUCAAAUAUAAAAGAAAAUACUAAUAAUCAACAACAAAAGUCGACUAAACAAACAAGUGGAUUUGCAUUUGAUAAUACUCAACAACAAAAACCAUCUGUACCAUCAUUACCAAAAUAUGAUUUAACGACAUCAGAUAAUCGAAAAGGAACUAUACCAGUAUUUUCAAAGUCAAAUAUUAAUUCUGAAAAUCGUCAUGCAUCAAUUUUAAAACAUCCACAUAGACCAUCUGUUGAUCAAUCAUUUGAUAUUGAUGCUAUAUUACAAGGACGAUCAAUUCAACCUUCACAACCAUCAAAAUUUUUAUCUCCAAUAGCACCAGCCAAAGAUUCAACUUCAUCACCAAGAAGAGAUAGUUUAACAGAUUGGUUAAAUGAUGAUAAUUUAACAAAAAAAAUAACUACACAAAAAACAACAACUAAUGUAAUUGGUAAACCAUCAAUGCGUCUUAAUCCAGAUGACUUUUUUUCAAAUACAAAUAAUAAUACUAUUAAUAAUCGAGAUCAAAGUGAAACCAAAGCACCAUUUUCAACAACAAAACCAUCUGCUAAGCAAUAUUAUUUGGGAAGUACAAGGUACAAACCAGGUAUUAAUCCUCGACAGACAGUACGUCGUGACAGUUUCAAUUUUCUUACGGAACUUUCGAACAAUAGUAAUUCAGCAACUCGUGGUCCAAAACUAACUUCAUAUGUACCGACAUUUGGCGACCAAAGAAAACCUUCAGUUCAACAACCUCCAGCACUUUUUGGCGAUUGGUCUCGUUUUGGUCAAUAA